AUGGCAUCUAAUUCCAAUUCCUCCCCUACGAUGCUGACGAAGUUCGAGUCGAAAUCUUCCAGAGCAAAGGGCAUUGCUUUCCAUCCUAAACGGCCAUGGAUUCUAGUUUCUUUACACUCUUCGACCAUUCAGCUAUGGGAUUAUCGCAUGGGAACAUUGAUUGAUAGAUUUGAAGAGCAUGAUGGGCCAGUUCGAGGAAUUGACUUCCACAAGACACAACCCCUCUUUGUCUCCGGUGGUGAUGAUUACAAGAUUAAGGUCUGGUCAUUGCAGACUCGUAGAUGUCUAUUUACCUUGAAUGGUCAUUUAGAUUAUGUUCGCACAGUUUUCUUUCAUCAUGAGCUUCCUUGGAUCAUUUCCAGUUCGGACGAUCAAACUAUUAGGAUAUGGAACUGGCAGAAUCGCUCUCUAAUUUGCACAAUGACCGGUCACAAUCAUUACACAAUGUGCGCUCAAUUCCAUCCCAAAGACGAUUUGGUAGUUUCUGCAUCCCUUGAUCAAUCGGUUCGAGUUUGGGAUAUUUCAGGCUUGCGAAAGAAACACUCGGCGCCAACUUCUAUGACUUUCGAAGACCAGAUGUCAAGAGGGAACCAGGCCCAAGCAGAUAUGUUUGGAAAUACCGAUGCUGUAGUCAAAUUCGUACUUGAAGGACACGAUAGAGGUGUGAAUUGGGUAGCUUUCCAUCCAACCUUACCUCUGAUCGUAUCUGCUGGUGACGAUCGACUUGUGAAGUUAUGGCGAAUGAGCGAAACAAAGGCAUGGGAAGUCGAUACCUGCCGGGGGCACUUCCAAAACGCAUCUGGAUGCUUAUUCCACCCUCAUCAGGAUUUGAUCUUGUCAGUUGGCGAAGAUAAAACUAUCCGAGUUUGGGAUCUCAAUAAACGUACAUCGGUACAGUCAUUCAAGCGAGAGAAUGAUAGAUUUUGGGUCAUUGCAGCUCACCCUGAGAUAAACCUUUUUGCUGCUGGACACGAUAAUGGUGUCAUGGUAUUCAAACUUGAGCGAGAACGCCCAGCAUCUGCCUUCUAUCAGAACAACCUCUUUUACAUCACCAAGGAUAAACAUGUCAAAUCUUAUGAUUUCCAAAAGAAUAUUGAAAGUCCAACACUCUUGACCUUGAAGAAACUUGGAAGCCCUUGGGUCCCACCUAGAUACUUUCCUACAACCCAGCCGAAGAGCUGUCUUGUCACUUCUCCUGCAGAUGGCGGUUCAUAUGAACUCAUCAAUCUUCCUAGAGAUGGAGCCGGUUCAAUGGAUUCAAAUGACACAAAGCGAGGCCAAGGUACUUCUGCUGUUUUUGUAGCACGAAACAGAUUCGCCGUUUUGAAUGCUACAACUCAACAAAUCGAUAUCAAAGAUCUUUCCAACUCCACAACCAAGACCAUCAAGCCUCCAAAUGGAACUACCGAUAUUUACUUUGGUGGAACUGGUAAUCUUUUGUUGAUUACCCCCACUGCUGUUCAUUUAUAUGAUAUCCAGCAAAAGAAAGCAACUGCUGAACUUGCUGUAUCAGGUGUCAAGUAUGUUGUCUGGUCUAACGAUGGUUUAUACGCAGCUCUCUUGAGCAAGCAUAAUGUCACGAUUGUCACAAAAUCCUUAGAACAAGUCAGCACCCUUCACGAAACCAUCCGCAUCAAGAGUGCAACCUGGGAUGAUGCAGGCGUUCUUCUUUACUCAACUUUGAAUCACAUUAAAUACACUUUAUUGAACGGAGACAAUGGUAUCGUUCGCACCCUCGAUCAAACCGUCUAUCUUGUCAGGGUUAAAGCACGUACUAUGUACUGUUUGGACCGAAGUGCUAAGCCAAAGAUUCUGAAUAUUGAUCCUACUGAGUAUCGUUUCAAGCUUGCCCUUGUGAAGCGAAACUAUGAGGAGAUGUUGCAAAUCAUCAAGAAUUCCAGUCUGGUUGGUCAAAGUAUCAUCUCUUAUUUGCAAAAGAAGGGUUACCCAGAGAUUGCCUUACAAUUCGUACAAGAUCCACAAACUCGAUUUGAAUUGGCAAUCGAGUGUGGUAACUUGGAAGUCGCAGUUGAAAUGGCAAAGCAAUUGGACCGACCAAAGUUGUGGUCCAGAUUAACAGCGGAAGCUCUGGCUCACGGUAAUCACCAAAUUGUUGAGAUGACGUAUCAGAAGUUGCGACAAUUUGACAAAUUGUCGUUCCUGUAUCUGGCCACUGGAGACGAAGCAAAAUUAACGAGAAUGGCCAAAAUUGCGGAACAUCGUGGCGAUUUCACUGCCCGUUUCCAGAACGCUUUAUACCUCGGAGAUGUCCAGGAUAGGAUACAGAUGUUCAAGGAGAUUGACCUUUAUCCACUUGCUUAUAUGACCGCGAAAUCGCACGGCUUUACAGAAGAAUGCGAGUCAAUUCUCGAGGCCACUGGCCUCACCGAAGAUCAAAUCACAUUGCCUACCCUCGGAUCGCCACUUACCCCUCCCAAACCUGUCAUCCCCACCUUCAAGGCAAAUUGGCCAACAAAGGCAACUUCGCAAUCGUUCUUCGAGAAAGCCCUUCUUGGUCAAGUCGAGGGUCUCUCCCUAGAGGAUGAACCUUCCGCUGCUGCAAAUGGAUUCGGUUUUGACGAAGCUGGAAAUGAUGAAGCCAAGACUGGUGCUCUCAUUGAGGCCGAUGAUGAUGAUGAAGAUGCUGCAGGAUGGGAUAUGGGCGAUGAUAUCGUCCCCGAGGUUGAGAAUGAUUUUGUCAAUGUUGAUAGUGCAGAGGCUGGCGCUGGUAGCAGUGAGGCUGAUCUAUGGGCUCGCAACUCUCCUAUCGCUGCUGAUCACGUUGCUGGCGGUUCUUUCGAAACUGCAAUGCAAUUGCUCAAUCGUCAACUUGGCGCCGUCAACUUCGAGCCUUUGAAACCUAGAUUCAUGGAAAUUUACCAAGCAUCAAAGACUUACCUCCCGGCGUCCGCAAGUCUUUCGCCUUUGGUCAAUUAUGUUCGACGAACAGUUGAUGAGACAGAUCCUCGUAAGGUUCUUCCUAUCAUUCCACGAGAUAUCGAAUCAUUAGCAACCAUCGACUUACAGAAAGGAUACGAUGCCAUGCGACAAAACAAACUUGAAGAUGGCGCUACCAUAUUCAAGGGCAUCCUUCAUGCUCUGCUUGUGAACGCUGUCUCAACCGCUUCCGAGGUAUCAGAGGCAAAGAAACUCAUCACGACAGCAUCAGAAUAUAGUAUAGCAAUGGCUAUCGAAAUCUCGAGGCGGAAGAUUGGAACUGCUGAUGAAAUCUCAAAAUCACCAGAGAAACUCAAGCGCAGUUUGGAAUUGUCAGCUUAUUUCACUAUUCCCAAGUUGGAGGUUGUUCAUAGACAAUUAGCUUUAACGAGUGCGAUGAAAUUGGCUUUCACCAGCAAGAACUAUAACUCCGCGUUGAGCUUCGCCAACAGGAUGUUGGCAAACGGUGGAAGUGCCAAGGUUCUUGAGAAUGCUCGUAAGAUUAAGGCUAAUUGUGAACGCAACCCCAACGAUACCCAUGAAAUUGAGUUUGAUCAAUUUGCUGAAUUCGAUGUCUGUGCUGCCUCUCACACACCUAUUUACUCUGGCUCUCCAUUCGAAGUCUGCGCAUUCGAUGGUAGCAAAUAUCAAGCAAAAUAUAAGGGUACUGUUUGUGCAGUAUGUGGUGUCUGUGAGGUUGGUAAGAAUGGAAGUGGAUUGAAACUUGUUGCUUAA
Botrytis sinoallii is the source of this 3672-nucleotide messenger RNA. RefSeq lists its product as uncharacterized. The coding region runs from base 1 to 3672 and encodes 1223 amino acids. Gene Ontology annotation, cellular component: COPI vesicle coat. The transcript has 6 exons. Gene Ontology annotation, molecular function: structural molecule activity; protein binding. Gene Ontology annotation, biological process: endoplasmic reticulum to Golgi vesicle-mediated transport; intracellular protein transport; intra-Golgi vesicle-mediated transport. The record is from RefSeq and is a predicted model, not a curated record. Lineage: Eukaryota; Fungi; Ascomycota; Leotiomycetes; Helotiales; Sclerotiniaceae.